Molecule: messenger RNA, 3494 nt
Organism: Eupeodes corollae
Lineage: Eukaryota; Metazoa; Arthropoda; Insecta; Diptera; Syrphidae
Product: sphingomyelin phosphodiesterase
Exons: 9
Coding region: 1037-3115 (692 amino acids)
Biological process (GO): sphingomyelin catabolic process; ceramide biosynthetic process
Cellular component (GO): lysosome
Molecular function (GO): acid sphingomyelin phosphodiesterase activity
Source: RefSeq, a predicted model, not a curated record
UCGGUUGAUCGUAAUUCGAGUCCAUUCACAGAUUCGUGUCAGUAAAAGAAGUUCGAAAUAGUUUAUUUUUUCUUAGUCUUGCUUUCUUCUUCACCGCCUUUCCCUCCCUGAAUGUGUGACUCACUUUAAGAAAAUCGUAACAAUUUUAUAUUUUGUCGCAUGCCUCCGCGGUUUCUUUUUUUUUUUCUUUUUGGAUUAAAUUAUUUUCGUUGAUUUCUUUCAAUAAAUCUGCGCGCUUCUGUCAAAGAAAAGAUACUUGUUUCGUUCACACAAAUAAAAGAUAUAAUUAAACCGUUAAUUUAUUUGAUAUUCACUCAACGUAUCUAUGAAAAAUAAGCUUCACUUUAUUCCAACCUUAUUGUGAAUCAGUUGGUCAAUUGUUAAAAAAGAAAAUAAAUACUCGUAGUUAUCGUUUACUGGCCUCUGUAUUUAUUUUCGUUUUUAGAGAGUUUUGUGUUGCUCUUUGUAAUUGUAAUUGUAAUUGUAAUUUUAAUUGUAAUUGAAGGCAAGUGUUGAUUUGUUUUAUAUGAAUUCACAGAGUGUGGAAUUUGUGAGAUAUUAGAUAUCUAAAUUAUUUUAAUUAUAACUGUGGUGUGAGCUUCAUUUUUUGAUUUGCUCCAAUUAAUGAAAUUUCAAAGCUGCACACACGUCAAGUGUCCUGUUUCAGACGUUUGAAUCAGAAUCAACGGGUUUUGUAAUUUUGCCACCAUCGGCCAUCGCAUCUCAUCGAGCAUCGACUGCGGUGACAUCGGGACAAACAAAAGCAUCAAAAUCCCAGCCAUUGCAUCGUAAUCGAUAAAGUCAUCGCUCGUCAGCCCGUUGCCGUGUCCAUAGCCGUCCGUCCAUUCGGAGUCCAUUCCAGGCAGCAGCAGCUGAGUGAAGUUUUGCAGCAGAGGAAAUCCGAGUUUCAUUCAGGAAAAAUCCCAGAUUCCAUCAUCACCACAGCCGCCCUGGUGUGGUCUGGAAUCAAAUAAACAACAUAUAUACCGUUGUGAGGAGCAUCAUAAGCUAUCAUCAGAGGUGUGUACAUUAUUCAAUGUUAGAUAUGACCAAGUCCUUGGUCAUAUUGGCCAUUGUCAGUUGCAUAGACUUUGAUGGAGCAAAUGGUUAUCCUUUUGUGUACCAAAAUAAUAGAAAUCCAGCUAUAAAAUGGAUGGCACCAGAGGACAAUUGGGACAUACAGUCGGCGCCGAGGAGUAUUAUUCCACAUGUAGAGCUGAGAAAGUUCCCCAACCGGACAAAUCCGGCAUUGAGCGACAAUGACGAAGAGUUUCUUGAGCACUUAAGAGAGCUCAAGAAGAAUGGCAGUGAGGCCAGGAUGCUCUGGUUUGACACUCCGUCUGAUGGGCUCACUUAUUUGCCCUUUGUUGAUAAGGCUUUGAGGCUGUUGAACCUUAAACAGGUCGCCUAUGAAGUAGAGAACAGUGUGAUGUCAAAAGUCUCCUGCACAGCGUGCAAGGCUGGUGCUGGACUCCUGCAGCACUAUAUCCGGACCGGAAAGACUGAGGCUGAAAUUAUCAAAAUGAUCUACGAAUUCUGUGUGAAUUUACAGAUCCAAAGCCCCAGAGUUUGCCAAGGAGUCAGCCAGUUAUUUGGGGGUGAAGUAGUGUACGUCUUGAAGAGAACUCCUCUUGGACCUGAUGAGAUAUGCAGCUUUGUGAUUGGUGAUGCCUGUGGGGAUGUCUACAAUCCGUAUCAUGAAUGGGAAGUUGCAUUCCCUCCAGUUCCCAAGCCACCAAUUCAAGAAGUUCCCAUACCGAAAGAGGGAGCUCCAUUUUUCAAAGUACUUCACAUCUCCGAUACUCACUACGAUCCACACUACGUCGAGGGUUCCAAUGCCGAGUGUAACGAGCCACUCUGUUGUCGUUUGAGCAGUGGUCGUCCGUCAAACCCGAACGCAGCUGCUGGAAAAUGGGGUGAUUAUCGAAAGUGUGACACACCCAAACGGACUGUUGACAAUCUAUUAUCUCACAUUGCCGAUACCCAUCAGGAUAUUGAUUAUAUCCUGUGGACUGGUGAUCUUCCUCCACACGAUGUCUGGAAUCAGACGAAACGUGAGAAUCUAGAAAUCAUUAAGGAGACAGUGAAGCAAAUGACCGAGAAGUUCCCUGGAGUUCCGAUAUUCCCAGCCCUGGGAAACCACGAAAGCGCCCCGGUUAAUAGUUUUCCACCACCUUAUGUCAAUCAGGACGAUAAUUCUAUCUCGUGGUUGUAUGACGAACUCGACGUGCAAUGGAGGCGGUGGUUGCCUGCGAGUGUGUCGCACACUGUUCGUCGAGGAGCUUUCUAUUCGGUUUUGGUUCGACCUGGCUUUCGAAUUAUCUCCCUGAACAUGAACUAUUGUAACAAUAAAAAUUGGUGGCUUCUUCUAAACUCUACUGAUCCUGCAACUGAACUACAAUGGUUUAUCUACGAAUUGCAAAGCGCUGAGUUUUCCAAUGAAAAAGUUCAUGUCAUUGGUCACGUUCCGCCAGGACAUUCGGAUUGUCUAAAAGUCUGGUCAAGGAACUUCUAUAGGAUUAUUGCACGUUAUGAAAAUACGAUAGUUUCACAAUUUUACGGACACACACAUUUUGAUGAAUUUGAAGUUUUCUAUGAUCCCAGUGAUUUAGGCCAUACCACAAGUGUUGCUUAUAUUGGACCAUCAGUCUCACCGUACUAUGACUUAAACCCUGGAUAUAGAAUCUAUUACAUCGAUGGAGAUCAUGAUCAAACGACAAGAUUGGUCAUUGAUCAUGAAUCGUGGAUUAUGAAUUUGAAAGAAGCUAAUUUGUAUGAUUAUCCAAUUUGGUAUAAGUUGUAUACAACCAGAGCGUCGUACAGUAUGAAAGCUCUAAGACCACAGGAUUGGGAUAGCUUGAUCGAUGAGAUGGCUAAUAAUCAGGAGUUAUUUGAUGUGUAUUAUAAAAACUAUUGGAAAAACUCUCCAGUGAAACCAUCUUGCGAUCACGAAUGUCGAAAACGUAUGCUUUGCGAUUGCAAAAGUGGCCGAAGUCAUGACCGCAAACACUUUUGUCAAGAUGUCGAGGCCAAAAUCGACGUUGGCACAUCCAAGGGAUGGAAAGAUUGGAUUUUCAGAGGAUUCUCCGCAUCCUGUCAAGUUAUUCAGCAAUAAACAACGGCAACUCUAAAUAAUUCUAAACACGAUGGCAACAUCGACAACUAUAAUUAUAUUAAACAAAAUGUGCGUGAGCGAGAUAAAAGUACGAGUGAUGUGGAUUGAAAAACCUUGCUUAACUUUUCCAGUGAAAAUGAGGAUAUGGAAACCUUUCAGGAUGCAAGAAUGCUUUGCAAAUGUGAUACAAGUUUUUAUUUACUACCUAAUAAUUUAUGUUAAAACAAAAGUUAUGUUAAUUUUAUAAAUCAAAUUUAACAUUAUGCAUGAAUGUUUAAAAAUACAAUUUUUAAAAUUUAAAUUAAUUUUAUUUAUUUUAGUGUUUUUGUUUCAUUAAUUGUUAUUGUUUUGUUUUUGUGUAAUAUUAUUUUUAUUAUGA